Molecule: messenger RNA, 5779 nt
Organism: Anopheles nili
Lineage: Eukaryota; Metazoa; Arthropoda; Insecta; Diptera; Culicidae
Gene: PRL-1
Product: PRL-1 phosphatase
Exons: 4
Coding region: 601-1134 (177 amino acids)
Biological process (GO): protein dephosphorylation
Cellular component (GO): nucleus
Molecular function (GO): phosphatase activity
Source: RefSeq, a predicted model, not a curated record
ACCAUCGGUGGGUGCUAUCUCCGCGGAGACGACAACAGCCCUACACAAGCCCUGCUUGUUGCUAAAAAUUGCUAAACCGUGUGUCGCAUCAGCUCGCCGGUUGUAUUUACUCUGCUCCCCGCGGCGUUCCCGGGCGCUUUGGAAGGCAAUAUAUUGUUUAUUUUUGUUGUUGUUGUGCGUGCUAGUGCUAGCCGGGACUUUGAGGAAGAGACAAACGCUGAAAAGAUUGUGAUAAAAGAAUCCUUAGUUUUACUGUGUGCUUUUCCGUCGAGCACCACCCGCAAGCGAUUUGGCCAACAGUAAGAUUCCGGUAUUCCGGUGUUGAAACGAAUUCGUUUUGUGACUGCAAACCGGUAGCAUAAAACGCACUUCUUUCUGUUGUUGCAUAUAACAUUAUAUUUAAACGUUGCUGUCAGAGCGCCUGGCUCAUUUACGUCUACGUACGGUAUCAUCUAAAGUGCGAUCAAACGAACGUUCGCCUCAGCAGCAUCGUUUGCCUCAGGACACGUCGUUGCUGCGCGCGUGUGUUAAACAGGUAGAACCGAAACAUACAAAGAGCUCGCACGGUUUCUUUCUUGCUCGUGCUCAGGAGAGAUUUUUAUGUCAACCGUCAUCAUGCGUCAGAAGGACAUCAGACCCGCCCCGGCUCGGAUCGAGUUUAAGGGAAUGAAAUUCCUGAUAACCGAUCGGCCGUCGGACGCCAACAUUCUCUCGUACAUCGCUGAACUGAAAAAACAUAACGUCUCGGUCGUCGUGCGCGUUUGCGAGCCGAGCUACAAGAUCGAAGAGCUGGCUAACCACAGCAUCAUCGUGCGCGAUCUUGCGUUCGAGGACGGUACCUUCCCGCCGAACGAAAUCGUGAUCGAAUGGUUCGAAAUUUUAAAGCAAAAGUUCCAGGAGGAUCCGGAGGCGUGUGUGGCGGUGCACUGCGUGGCAGGCUUGGGCCGUGCACCUGUACUUGUGGCAUUAGCUUUGAUUGAACUAGGACUUAAAUACGAGGCAGCUGUAGAAUUGAUUAGAGAUAAACGAAGAGGUGCUAUUAAUGCCAAACAACUAUCAUACCUAGAAAAAUAUAAGCCCAAGUCACGGUUAAAGCACAAAAACGGCCACAAGAACUCGUGCUGCGUGCAAUAAAACUAUCAAAAUUCCCACCAGUUAAAGUGUUCAUUUUAAGCCAGCGACAAGAGACAUGGAAUAGAGAACUAGUUGGCUAAGUAGAGGAGGAAAGCAGCUAUGAAAGAACGAGAUAACAAUAAAAACAAGAACGAAUGCAGCAACACCUUCCUCCCGCGGGUACGUGGAUUUAAAUUUCCAAAAUUAUGCUUAACCCGGAUUGGACUUCAAUUGGAAAAGAUGCGGGAUGUGUCACAUCCAUGGACGGUAUUGUUGUAGUUGAUUCGACAAUUGAUUGAUAACGCAGUCCACAAUAAGGCAGUAAGAAAGGAGAAUGUAUCAAAAAAACAGUUUAUCUCACGGACAUGCUCCCAGUUAUGCAAACUGCAUGGAAAUACUUUAAGUUGACCGAAGUCACAAAACAUAUUGUCGAAUUCAAAAAUUAACAUCCAACCAUAGUACAGUAACGGGAGAUCAACCAAACUCAUGUUCGGUUAUCGAAACAUUAUCGCCAUCACUUGAGUCUUUGCAAGUACAUACGUUCUAGUAUCAAUGUUCGGUUUCAAUUGGUGAUUUUUUUAUAAAUAUUAUUCUGAGAGCAUGUUCGAUGAUUUCACACCGAGAAAACGCAAUGGAUAAUAGACAGAGUAACGAUAAAAAACCGAAAUCAUUGUGCACGACCUAAUCUAAUUGAACUAAAUAAGCAAAAUAGGAGGUAAAUUAAGUUAUUAUCUUUGUUCUCUCCACGCGGACUAUCCUUAAGCGAAGUUAUACAAACACAUACACGCAUCAGUGUGUGCUUCACAAUCUUCUAGACAGAGACCUAUGAUCGUAACCGCCGACCGACGCCCAGUGUGUGACCGUAUCACAAUGAAUAUAUUAUAUUGAAAUAAAUUGUAGCAUGGAGCUAGAGACAUUUAAGGUGAAAGCGAGAAAGGAGGAAUAAGGAAUAUGUCGCAAUGAAGAUCAUACUUUACACAUAUGCUAAAUUAUCAGCCACGCGUAUAUUCGACGGUCUGCUAGGGCCCGUGUCGAAAUAAGGUUAUUUUCUUUUCUCGUAUAGCUCAGAUCAAAUAGUCGCGAACAGCGUGAUCGUGCAGCUGCGAGGUGAAAAAGGUGCACUAUCCCCGGUAAAUUAUCAUAAUGCGGAUUCCAAUGGAGCCGACAGCUAGUGUGUUUGUGUGAUUAGUUCAAUGCUAUUUAUGUUUUGUUUAUUUUUUAAUUUAGUAAACUGCGACAAACCUUAAUCCAAUGAAAUCGAUUUGUACGACAACAAAUAUUACAUUGCCUACCGACCAGUUCAGGCAAAAAGCGUUAUUCUAAAGGCAGUUAUUCGUUAAGUAUAAGGCACUGUUGUAUUUACUUGCGUCCUACAAUUUCGUUCGUCACAGGCGUUAACAAGUAGAGGCACAUAAACCAAAUGAAUCUGUCAGCUGCCAGCAAUUUCUUUCCGAUAUGGCCCUGACAACAUUGAAUAUAGUUUGUAUAUUUUAGUCUAAUGUUUCAACUGGGCGCACCGGACGUUACUUCUUAGAAUGUUCCGUGUGACCGGCUGGACGCAUUUUUAUCUCACAAACCCCAACACCCACAACCGAAACCGUGUUCAAGUGUAUACCAUUGACAACGAUGUGCCGACAACUACAGUAGCAGCAUGCACAUGCAAGCGCUUUUACUACCGUGCACUGGAAAAUUUCGUGCAAUAUAUGUCGAAGUUGUAACAGAGAUAUGGAUGUUAUGAUGGUGCACUAUACACGCGACACUGACUUACAGCUCAAUGAUAUGUAACAGCACACGCACCUGAACAGCAGACUCCAACUCUACUGCACCUUGCGCAAAGAACUCUGAAACGCUGUGAUCGUAGCGAUAUAUGAUCCCCAACUACCAAUAGGACUUGUUAAUUUAACGCUUAUCAAGUAAAUCGCCCUCCGGUCACUACUGAAGCAAGGGAAGGCUAAGGACGUGUCGGAUUUAGUUCAAUUUUGCCAGAAACCUUUUUUAUUCAAACCAUUAUCCUGUGUCUGAUGCCAAUAAUGUGUCGGUGUAAUCGAAAGCUUUACAUGCUUCGUUCCAGUUAGCUGAUCGCUUACCGGACGAGGAAGCCAUUGUGUUUAAAAAAUGUGGACCAUUCCACGGUAUUUUUCCUUAGUUUUCAUAGUAAAGUAUUCAAGAAAAUAUAUGUCAAUAGUAGUACUAAUCAGAAUGGUCUACAAACCAAUCCUCGGAUCAUUUAAGUAUUGUAAAACAUGAUAAAAUCCUGUCCUAGGACUGUUGAGUUCAAGAGUGUGAAAAAUGAAAACGCCUGUGACGAACAUAUUGAUUACUUCAACUCUGUACCACGCACGUACUAAAUGUGCGACGUUUUACUUCCUGUAGCCUUCUUAAAAAUGUUUACAGCGCAUACUUAUAUAAUUUUAUAGCAUUUUUUAGUUCGAUAUUGGCAAUGCUUUUUGAAAUUAUGUUAAAUGAACCUCGGCAUUAGACGAUAUUUUCGUCAGGAUCAAUGGCGACAGUGUGCUACGUUUGUGUGCCUGUGUUGGACAAAUGUAAAGAAAGAGAGAAAAUCAUGCAUUAAAAUGAUACUGUUGAGCCCGUUCAAUCUUGCUUCAAGCAACCUGCAGUUGCUGCGUUAUGUUGCACUGACAGUUUGGCUUUGCGAAUAAAUCCUUUUCCAAAAAGAAAUUGCCUUCCAAUGGCUUCCGGGGUUUACAUGCAGUAGCAAUUAUAUAAAAUGAACAAAUAAGAUUCUCUCUUUCCUCCGUACCACUGUUGAAAGGAUAACAAAACUGCAGUGCGAUCCAUAAAAUGUCCACUAAGCUUUGCUUUAACCUGCCCUUGGAUUACUAUGCUCAAACUCCGUACCGCGAGCUAAGGCGUGCAGGUGAGCACAUUUUUCUGUGAUAUAUUACAAGGCAAGGGAUAAGAACAAACGAAAACAAUAUUACUAAUGCUCCGCUCCGAACGUCAAGGCGCUGGCGCGUCACGAAUAUAUUUUAUAUUGUACAAAAUGACGACUUUAGUUUACUCGAUUUUUAUGCGGUAUGGUUUCGAGUAUUACCCAUCGGUAGGAUCAGAGUAAACAUCUUCAAAGUUAGGGUAUCGGGCUACGGUUUGACCACACAGGCACAAAAACGUACAUAUCACUAUAGAGAAUAAUAGCGUCCUAUGUCGGGUAAUGUCAUUGUUGAAAAAUUUGCGUAAAUGAUUGUACAAAUCAUCGAAGAACAAAGAGAGUGCGCUGGUUGAUAUAUCAUACAUGAAUGGUUCUUAUUUUUAGAUUACAAGAUGAGUUCCGACAUGCGGUCACAUAACUACAUAAAUGAUACUUGAAUUUGCGUACAUAGCGUGGAAAAGCGACAACACGCAAACACAGUAACUACAUUUAACUCUACUAGCUAAAUGGGAUAUUGAUCGAGAUGAACUAGCAAACGCAUCGUACAGAAAACACAUAAUGUGUAUAUAAAUUGGUAUAUAAUUAUACAUAUAUAUUAUACAGCUACACGAGGAGAAAUGAUGAUGAGAAAAAAUAACAAAAGUGAAUAACUAAAAACACGAAAAAAUAAAACUAUACAAAAAGCACUCAAUAAAAACGCUAACAAAUAAUGAAAGCUCUUGUGAGGUUCACACCAGCGGUAGACGUACGGGUGGCGAAGCGACGGUUGCGAAAAUCGUAUUCAUAUUUUAUAUACACAACUAACAGGAGCUCGAAAAUGAAAGAAGUGAAAUAUCAGCUCAAGCAAAUAGACAGAUGAAACGAUGAAAAAAAAACAAUCAUGUGAACAUACACGUGAAAAUUCUGCACAGAUCGGUUAUCAUGCUGUUGAUUGAAAAAUUAUAGAAAAUAAAAACGGAUGUGUUUAUGAGCUCUGAUAACGAGAGAGGCAAACAUAGCAACACCCAAAUAAACGAACUACACACUCACGCUGCUUAGAAAACCGCGGAACGUUUCCGAACGAUGGAGAGGGUUUUUGAUCGAAGAAGUUAGAGGCAAAAGGAAAACAAAUGCGAAAGUCUCCUGAUAAUGAUCACUUUAACUGUUGCGGUACUUGGAUAUGUGUAUUUGUUUGUGUGUGUUCUGUAAGUGUGCAUUGAUGCAACCAUAGUAGUGCGGUAGUAAUGGAAGAUGGGCUAAACCAGACUAGAGCGUCCGAACGAAUAUAACUGCGCGAAGGGCAACAAGCUGCUGAAUUACGGAAUACUGGAAAGAUCCUACCGUUGGUUGCCCAAACUGGUCUCAUCUCAUCCGCGAGCCAACGUCUGCUUUCCCCGGCACACAAGGAUAUAUUCAGCAUCGAAUGGUUGUAGUACGGCUCGGCCGACGAAUCGAAAAAGGGUACGUAAUAUUGAGACGAAUAGCCGAGGGAUGUAACCAGCGGGAAGGAAAUAAUGAUGGAAGAUAUCUAAAGCUACAACUAACCUGGCAGAAAGUCAAAGCGGAAGGAGACGAAAAGUAUCUAACUGUGACUAAAAGAAAAAAAAGGAAUGAAAUAAAGCGAAAUUUAAUACAGAAAUCCAACAACUCAAUACCCGAAAUUCGGCGGACGAAAAGAAACUGGACGGAGGCGAAGAGAGAAAGAGAGAGAGAGAGAUAAACCGCGUUACAGAAAACCAUCAACAUUAUACUGAAAUAGAUAUUGUAAUUUUAUGGAAUGAUUUGUAUCAAUGAUCA